This is a messenger RNA of Daucus carota subsp. sativus, 1449 nucleotides long. RefSeq lists its product as uncharacterized. The coding region runs from base 1 to 1449 and encodes 482 amino acids. Lineage: Eukaryota; Viridiplantae; Streptophyta; Magnoliopsida; Apiales; Apiaceae. The record is from RefSeq and is a predicted model, not a curated record. The transcript has 4 exons.
AUGUCUGAGAAAUCUCAAAACACAAACAGUAGAUAUGAAGCUAUAAGGGUUUCGAUCCUUAGGGCAUCUGAGUACCCAGUAUGGAAGGUGAAGAUGAACAUGUUUCUGGAGGCUGCAGAUCCUGAGUAUCUAGACAGAAUCUAUGGUGGUCCACAUAUACCAACCAAGCUCUCUGUUUCAGUUGGAGACCAACCUGAGAAGAUGGUUCCCAAUGAGAAAAAGGAUUACACCCCAGAAGUUAUUUCUUCCAUCUCCAAGGAUGCCAAGGUAAGGCACUUACCGCAUAGUGCACUUGAUAAUGUAAUGUCUAACAGGGUAAUUGGAUGCAAAACUGCAAAAGAGAUACGGGAUGCUCUGGAAAUCAGAUGUCAAGGAACCAAAGUAAUCAAGAAGAACAGAAAGAACAUACUCACUCAGGAGUAUGAACACUUUGACUCAAAGUCUGAUGUGACAUUGACAGAUCUGUAUGACAGAUUUGUUAAACUGCUGAAUGAUUUGUCCUUGGUUGACAAGGAGUAUCCUCUUGAAGACUCAAAUUUGAAAUUCAUUCUGGAUCUUCCUGAGAAAUGGGACUUAAAAGCAACAACCAUAAGAGACAAUUAUGAUCUUGGUGAGAUGUCUUUAGAUGAAGUGUAUGGAAUGUUGAAAACCUAUGAGCUUGAAAUGGAGAAAAGAAGCAAAAGACAUGGAGGAAAGCCCAAGCCUGUUGCUCCGAAAGCUGAGGAGCACAUUCCUGAAGGAACAGCUGCUAGAAGGAGCAAAGGAAAGGCUCUUGUCACAAAGUCUGAUAACUCUGAGGACAGUGAUUCUGAGAUGAUGCAGCUGGCAGCACUGAUGGUAAGAGCUUCAACAAGAUGGCUUACAAGAACUUUAGCAAAGAUAGGGAAGAAUGACAAAAGUCAAGCCUUCAUCACAAAGAAGGAGAACUGGGCAGAUGCUUCAGACUCUGAAGGGGAGUUAAAUUAUGCUCUGAUGGCAAAUACUGAGAACAACUCUGAAGCUGUUGAGAUGAAGAGAAAUGUAAUCAGAACAUGGACUAAUUCUGGAAAGACUACUCAGGAUAUCUUAGGAAGUGGAAACUGGAAGAAAGGAUUAGGUUACAUUGAAAAUGAUAAUGAAGCUGAGAUGUUAAAACCAGAGUUUACCAAAAGAACUGUAAAGCCUAAGGUGAACACAGUUAGAUUUGUUCCAGAGUCUAUUAAGACAGAAAAGGAUAACCCUAAAUCAGAGAUUAAGAAAAAUUCUCACUUUGACAAAUGUAGACAGGUAAACAUAGGUUUGUUGACUCAGAAACAACUCAAACAUAAAUUCAAGGAGGUGAAACAAGAAAACAAGGUUAAGGUUCCUAGAAAGAACAGGAUUGGGAAAGUAGGCAUAAAUAAAAGCAAUAACUAUACACCUGUUCUUAAUGCUCCUAGAAAAACUUGUCAUAAUUGUGGUAACUCUUAG